Caenorhabditis briggsae is the source of this 1035-nucleotide messenger RNA. The transcript is spliced from 5 exons. Bases 1 to 1035 code for a protein of 344 amino acids. The record is from RefSeq and is a predicted model, not a curated record. Lineage: Eukaryota; Metazoa; Nematoda; Chromadorea; Rhabditida; Rhabditidae.
AUGGACCCGUCCCAUGAUAUGCAUGACGAUUUUGAUUAUUCGUAUCAUCUUCAAAUGGCUCUUUCACAGUUGAAUGGUGAACCUGCGUACCCAAUGGACGUCGGGGACGUCGUACUCGAUGACGUGCAUUUUCCGAAACCGGCAGAUAUGGCAGCUAUGGCUGAUGCAGAGGACAUUGGACCACCACCAAGUACAAACGAAAUUAUCGAAGAUAUUUUGGCAAAUGUGGACAACUAUCCUAAAACACUACAGACUUUGAUGCAGAGAGGUCUUCUCAAGAAGAAGCAGCAGUGCAAGAAAUGCGAAAAACCGAUGCAUUUGAGACGGAGAAAGUGUUCUUAUGAGUGGCGCUGUCGUACAAAAGAUAAAAAAGGUGAUUGCUCAUCGUGUUCCAUCAAGUCUGGAAGCUGGUUUGAAAACACGAAGCUAUCCUUUAAAAUCAUAUUCAAUGUUUUAGUAAUGCACUGUAAAAACUAUUCCUCUGGACACAUGUCAUCUAUUCUGAAAUUAUCAACUCAUUCAAUCAAUGAAGCUCGCCGUAUGGUUCACGAGUUGACCGACAGAAUCGCUAGUAGAUAUCCAAGAAUUGGAGAAAAAACAAAAAAUGUCUAUCUAGAAAUCAUCACAAUCAAGGGAAAAAACGAUGUUUACAAAGUGUUAGCAGGACAGGAGAUCGGGACCAAUCACUGUUUUGCUGCAGUUCUGAAUGAUUGUUCAGCUGCUCUCAUCGAAAGAAUUAAAACCGUAAACGUGGAUCCACAGGCCAAAGUUACCAUGGUGAAGACGGUCAAGGAUGAUGAUCCAGAUUUCGCGUCAGUCGCAGCUAUCUUCUUCGAUGAGAAAAACUACUACGCUUAUGCUAGAGACCAAUUUUUCUGUAAUCUUCGUGAAAAUCCACUGGAGCACUUUCUGUCAACCAGAGUUACCCUACAAAGCUGGUUGAAUGAUCAAGUGGUUCGAAAAACAGAAGGAAUUAAAAUGUUGGAGAAAUGUGUGGAAGAGUUGAAGACUUUCACAUCUAAAAAAUCUCGAUGA